UGGCAUGACAUUUUCUUAAUUAUUUGAGCAAUUUUUUUCGAAAGUCCAUUUUCCUUGGAUUUUGAAGGAUAAAGAUGGUGGAUUCGGCCUGAGGCUAUUCUUCAACGACGAUUAAGUCCAUCCAGGGCCAAUUUGGGCGGAUUUCUUUCGGGUCCAUUUUUGGUAGACUCCAAAGGGGUACCAUCACAGAUUUCGGGCGAUUUUUCCGAAAUGCCAUUUUCUUUCGAUUUUGGAGUCUACAGAUCACGGAUUCGGCUCGAGGCUAUUCUCCGCCGAUAAUAAAGUCUAUUGAUCCUAUUCUGCGCCGAUGAUUAAGUCAAUUAAGCACCGAAUUGGGCGAAUAUAUUUUGGGAUGGCAUUUUCGUAAUUAUUUGAGCAAUUUUUUUCGGAAGGCCAUUUUUCUUGGAUUUUGAAGGAUAAAGAUGGUGGAUUCGGCCUGAGGCUAUUCUUCAACGACGAUUAAGUCCAUCCAGGGCCAAUUUGGGCGGAUUUCUUCCGGGUCCAUUUUUGGUAGACUCCAAAGGGGUACCAUCACAGAUUUCGGGCGAUUUUUCCGAAAUGCCAUUUUCUUUCGAUUUUGGAGUCUACAGAUCACGGAUUCGGCUCGAGGCUAUUCUCCGCCGAUAAUAAAGUCUAUUGAUCCUAUUCUGCGCCGAUGAUUAAGUCAAUUAAGCACCGAAUUGGGCGAAUAUAUUUUGGGAUGGCAUUUUCGUAAUUAUUUGAGCAAUUUUUUUCGAAAGGCCAUUUUUCUUGGAUUUUGAAGGAUAAAGAUGGUGGAUUCGGCCUGAGGCUAUUCUUCAACGACGAUUAAGUCCAUCCAGGGCCAAUUUGGGCGGAUUUCUUCCGGGUCCAUUUUUGGUAGACUCCAAAGGGGUACCAUCACAGAUUUCGGGCGAUUUUUCCGAAAUGCCAUUUUCUUUCAAUUUUGGAGGCUACAGAUCACAGAUUCGGCUCGAGGCUAUUCUCCGCCGAUAAUAAAGUCUAUUGAUCCUAUUCUGCGCCUAUGAUUAAGUCAAUUAAGCACCGAAUUGGGCCAAUAUAUUUUGGGAUGGCAUUUUCGUAAAUUUUUGGAUGAUGUUUUUCGAUAGGCCAUUUUACUUGGAUUUUGAAGGCUAAAGAUCAUGUAUUCUGCCCGAGGCUAUUCUUCAACGAUGCUUAAGUCUAUUAAGCACCGAUUUUGGAGGAUUUCUUCCGAUUUCAUUUUUGAUAGAUUCCAAUGGGAUAUCAUCACAUAUUUAUGGUGAUUCUUCCGAAAUGUCAUUUUCUUUUUAUUUUGAAGUUACAUAUCACAAAUUUCGCCCGAGCAUAUCAUUCUCCUCCAAAAUCCGCUUAAACCGAAGCUGGCCCACAUUCACAAAGCCACCUCCUUCGGUUCUUCUUUAGCUCACAUGCUGGGCCGGCUUCCAUGAAAAAGUCCAUUACCGGCUCAUUUGAGUGAGCCACCACAAGCCCGCAAUCCUCCUCACUUAGAUCACAUUUAGGUUGGCCUGCGCCGUGUUAGUAUCUGCUAAGUGCUAACCCAUAUAGCAGAUUAACUUUUUCGCCUAAACUCAGCUCCUUCCCAGUUCCCACCAAGGUUCAUUCCUUUCCCGAUUAAACCGACAAUCCAGAAGGCCAUUAUGCUCCGUUUAAGGUUUCGUAUCUUCAAUGCUCGCCAAUAACCGGUGAGUAGUUCUUAUUGCUCACAUGUUUUCAUUGACAAGGGGGGAAGUUCCCGGUUUCCUCCAUGCCUGUCGUAAAGCAUUCAGCUUGCAGCAGAAUUUCAGCUUAGUGAACGUCAAAUUGAAAUGGGUUAAAGAUAGUGUUCUGGACAGGGUCGUCUCUGGCCACGGAGAUCUGAAAGCUGUCUGCUUUCUCGUUUCCAUAAUCUCAUCUGCUCCCAACCAUUCCCUCCCUGUCUACUCCCUCAUCAAGCAUCGUGGCCAAUUAGGAUUCCCUCUCGAUCUCAAGCUCUCAACUUUCCUUAGGAGAUACCCAACAAUAUUCCAUGAACACCACAUUCUCGACAGUGGUGGAACACGGGUACCUUCCUUCCAAUUGACUCCUGAGGCAUUGGAUCUCCACCAGGAAGAGCUAAAUGCAAUGGAUCAAAAUAGAAACGAUCUCAUAGAGAGGCUUUGCAGGCUUCUCAUGCUCACCAAGGACAGGUCUCUACCUUUCCAGACCAUUGACCAGCUGAAAUGGGACUUGGGAUUGCCUUACCAUUACCAUGAUUCCUUAGCAUUGCACCAUCCCGAUAAGUUCUGUUUGAUUCGCUUCCCUGAUGAUCGUCUAGGGUUGAAGCUCCGAAUAUGGGAUGAUCAACUCGCUGUUUCGCAGUUGCAGAGGAAGGCUCCCCAAAAAGAGCUAGAACAUGGUUGCUUAAGGUUUCCAGUUGGGUUCACCAGAGGAUUCGGGUUAAAAAGAAAGAGCAUGGUUUGGUUAGAAGAGUGGCAGAAGCUUCCUUAUACUUCGCCUUAUGUUGAUCCAUCGUGUUUGGAUGUGAGGACAGAUGUGUCGGAGAAGAGGAUUGUGGGAGUGUUUCAUGAGCUGCUUCAUCUGACAUUGGAGAAGAUGACCGAGAGGAAGAAUGUCAGCAAUCUAAGGACAUCAUUGCGUUUGCCUCAGAAGUUUACCAAGGUGUUCGAGCGCCAUCCUGGCGUGUUUUACAUAUCGAAGAAGUGCGAUACUCAGACUGUUGUUCUCAGAGAAGGAUAUGAUCGUGGAGAGCUCCAGGAGAAGCAUCCUCUUGUUGAUGUCAGGGUGAAGUAUGCAAGGUUGAUGAAGAGAGGAUUUCUGGAGAGAAGUAUGGGGUUGCAUAAAAAAAGUGAAGAGACUGUAGAGGAAGAAGGGAUUAUCAAUAACCAUCAGAGAUUAUAUGGGUGAGUAGCAUACACAGAUGAAACUAGCCCCUGCCAAAUUCUGUUGAUUACAGCUAGCCAGCUACUGUUGCUAUUAGCGAAGGGGUUAAGCUUACAUGAUAACUAAAGUAAGGUAUACUGAGGCGUUUCCAGUUCUUUCAUAAUGAGGGCUUGGAAAUUCCUGGAAUAGGAGAAGAUGUUGCUGUGCAAUUCAAUUAAGCUUCCAGUAUGUGGAGAAAGAGGAAUUGAGUUCCCUUGACUACUGAUAUCUUAAAAUAAUGUAUACUGAGGCGCUGCCAGUUCUUUCAUAAUAAGGGCUAGGAAGUUCCUGGAUUAGGAUAUCAGAUGUUGCUGUGUAGUUGAGUUAAGCUUCCAAUCUGGGAAAGUGGGAAUUGAGUUCCCUUUUUUUUCCCCGGUUAAUGAAUUGAGUUCCCUUGA
Molecule: messenger RNA, 3278 nt
Organism: Linum trigynum
Lineage: Eukaryota; Viridiplantae; Streptophyta; Magnoliopsida; Malpighiales; Linaceae
Source: the annotation of a GenBank genome assembly